Messenger RNA from Drosophila takahashii, 3013 nucleotides. It is a transcript of the gene Rhau, whose product is annotated as RHAU helicase. Gene Ontology annotation, molecular function: G-quadruplex DNA binding; RNA helicase activity; DNA helicase activity. The record is from RefSeq and is a predicted model, not a curated record. Lineage: Eukaryota; Metazoa; Arthropoda; Insecta; Diptera; Drosophilidae. Gene Ontology annotation, cellular component: intracellular anatomical structure; cytoplasm.
UCAGCUGGUCUGCGAAUUUUGACAGGCCGACAACUCUAGAAGAUUUUGUUGAUUUCUCCUUGGGAUUCUUAAAUCUCCUGGACAUGUGCCCAAAUUAAAUAGGAUGCAGCGUGACAGGGACUCCUCCGGCUCCUACGCCCGCAAGGGCAACCGUCCCCCGGGUCUCAGGGGCAAGGACAUCGGCCUCUACUACCGCAAUCUUGCCCGGCAGCGAAAGAAGGAACGCGGCGAGGAUGAGGAGCCGCAAAUCCGCCUGGGCUGCAAUGUCAGCGUUCCCGGUGGCGUCCUCGCGCGCGUCAAGGAGUUCAUGGCGGACUACAGCCGAGCACCGGCCAGGGAAAACCGCGAUGUGGACGCCCAGUUCAAGCAGCAGUUCCGGCAUCUUUUGAGCGUAAACUUUGAGGAAUUCGUGGCGGAGACCAAGGAGAAGAACGAGGGCCUGGACUACGUCAAUUCCAAGCUGGACGAGAAGUUGCAGCAGGAGCUGGAGCAACGGCAGCUGGAGGAGAGUGCCAAGAAACGUCUGGCGGCGCGACAAAAGCUUCCCACCAUGAAAUACGCCGAGGAAAUUGUCCAGGCAGUGCGGCAAAACCAGGUUAUCCUGAUUGUGGGCAGCACUGGAUGUGGCAAGACCACGCAGGUGCCUCAAAUCCUCCUGGACGACGCCAUUUCCCGGGGCUGCGCCUCGUCGUGCCGCAUCGUCUGCACGCAGCCACGAAGGAUCUCGGCCAUAACCAUUGCCGAGUGGGUUAGUUACGAGCGCAGCGAAAGUCUGGGCAACUCGGUGGGCUACCAGAUCCGGCUGGAGAGCAGGAAGCCCCGCGACAGAGCCUCCAUAACGUACUGCACCACGGGAGUUCUGCUGCAGCAGCUGCAAUCGGAUCCACUGAUGCACAAUCUAAGCGUCUUGAUCUUGGACGAAAUCCACGAACGUAGCGUGGAAACUGAUCUAUUGAUGGGGCUGCUCAAGGUCAUCCUGCCGCAUAGACCCGAACUGAAGGUGAUCCUGAUGAGCGCCACUGUGCGGGAGCAGGAUUUCUGCGACUACUUCGACAACUGCCCCAUGUUCCGCAUCGAAGGCGUGAUGUUUCCCGUGCAAAUGCUCUAUCUGGAGGACGUCCUGGCCAGGACGAACUACGAGUUUCAGAAGUCACGCGAUCGUCGUCCCAAGCGGGAUCGCCCUGAGCGUCGGAUGAAGCAUGAGGCGAUGAUAGAGCCUUACCUGCGGCGCAUCAGGAACUCCUACGAUAGCCGGGUGCUCAAGAAGUUGCGUCUGCCGGAAUCGGAGGGCUGCGAGGACAUGGAUUUCAUAGCCGAUCUCGUCUAUUACAUUUGUGAAAGCGAACCGGAGGGUGCCAUUUUGGUCUUCCUGCCGGGCUACGAUAAAAUCUCGCAGCUAUACACACUGCUAGACAAACCAAAGAGCCCAAAGGGUCAAAGAUGGAGGGAUCACAUAGCAGUCUUUCCCUUACAUUCCCUAAUGCAAUCGGCCGAACAGCAGGCAGUGUUCAAGCGUCCACCGGCGGGAAAACGGAAGGUCAUCAUCUCCACGAUUAUAUCCGAGACUUCGGUGACCAUUGACGAUGUGGUCUAUGUGAUAAACUCUGGGCGCACGAAGGCCACCAACUAUGACAUCGAAACGAAUAUUCAGACGCUGGAGGAAGUGUGGGUAACCAAGGCCAAUACGCAGCAGCGGAAGGGGAGAGCAGGUCGAGUCCGACCAGGAGUAUGCUACAAUCUGUUUAGCCGAGCCAGGGAGAAUUUAAUGGCCGACAUUCCAACGCCGGAGAUUCUGCGCUCCAAGCUGGAAUCCAUAAUUUUGAGCCUGAAGCUGCUGCACAUCGACGAUCCGUACCGUUUCCUGCAAACCCUGAUUAAUGCCCCCAAUCCCGAGGCCAUUAAGAUUGGAGUGGAGCUGUUGAUGCGCAUUGAAGCUCUGGACAAGACGGGCACCCUCACUCCGCUGGGCAUGCACUUGGCCAAGCUGCCCAUCGAUCCGCAGAUGGGCAAAAUGAUACUGAUGUCGGCCCUUUUCUGCUGCUUGGAUCCCAUUACUUCGGCAGCGGCUGCCUUGUCGUUCAAGUCGCCCUUCUACUCGCCUCUGGGAAAAGAGAGUCAAGUGGACGAGAUCAAGCGGAGAAUGUCGCGCAGCAUGCGCAGUGACCACCUGUUGGUACACAACACCAUUAGUGCGUACCGGGAAAGUCGCUAUGCGCAUGCGGAACGCGACUUCUGCUACAAGAACUUCCUCAGCUCCAUGACACUGCAGCAGCUGGAGAGGAUGAAGAAUCAGUUCAGUGAACUUCUGUACAACUACAAAUUUCUCACGUCCUCGAACUGCAAGGAUACUACGUCCAACAUGAAUUCAGGAAAAAUUCCCUUGCUGAGGGCCAUUAUUGGAGCGGGUCUUUAUCCCAACAUGGCGCACUUGCGAAAAUCGAGACAGAUCAAGAACCGAGUGCGUGCUAUUCAUACCAUGGCCACGGACGAUGGACGCCGGGUGAACUUCCAUCCCUCCUCGGUGAACAGCGGCGAGAGUGGCUUUGAUUCGGCCUACUUUGUGUAUUUCCAGCGGCAAAAGUCCACCGAUCUGUUUCUGCUCGACUCCACAAUGGUCUUUCCCAUGGCCCUGAUUAUUUUCGGCGAUGGAGUGGAGGCAGGAGUAACCCAAAAUACACCGUAUUUAUGUGUGGCCAAGACUUACUACUUCAAAUGCAAUCAAGAAACUGCCGAGGUAGUGCUAGAACUGCGUAGCAAUCUGGAAAAGUUGCUGCUCAAAAAGGCCUUGUAUCCGGCUCCCAUAGAAGAAAACGGCUAUGAAAAGCAGUUGAUCAAAGCUAUUGAAUUGCUUCUAUCGUUAGACGAACGAUUGGGCGAGGACUACAUUUCCUCCGAUGAAAUUGACGACAUCUAACCUGCUUUUCAGUUUAUUGUUAAGCUCACAAAAGAAAUCAUCUUCGUGUGUAGUUCUUUUAGCAAAACAUGGUUUAUAAUAAAUUAUAAGUGCAAACUA